Molecule: messenger RNA, 1655 nt
Organism: Capsaspora owczarzaki ATCC 30864
Lineage: Eukaryota; Filasterea; Ministeriida; Capsasporidae
Product: 3-beta-hydroxysteroid dehydrogenase
Exons: 2
Coding region: 23-1411 (462 amino acids)
Biological process (GO): steroid biosynthetic process
Molecular function (GO): 3-beta-hydroxy-Delta5-steroid dehydrogenase (NAD+) activity
Source: RefSeq, a predicted model, not a curated record
CUUUCAUUGAAGCGCAACAAACAUGCUGUCCUUGACAGUUGCUGUAGCGAUUCUGGUUGGAGCGGUACUCGCGUGGCUCGGCGUGCAGCACCGCACCAGGACGAUCGCCAGCAGACCGCGUCCUCCAGUUACUCUGGCAGUGCUGCCACGCAGCGUUGAUGCUGCUGGUGGGCCGGUAGACGCGCGCGAGAAGGCCUUCCUCGACGGAUUCGCCAGCGCAGGCGCCGAGAUUGUUCAAGUCACACCACUCCUCUCCACGACGUCAAAGUCGUCGACAGCCUCGCGAUCGACCAGCACCAGCACCAGCACCACUGGCACCGCUGCCACGACGCAGUGCAAGCGCAUCCUCAUCACCGGCGGACGCGGAUUUGUUGCUGCCUAUGUCAUCCGACGCUACCUGAAGCAGCAGCAGCAAUCAUCAUCCGAGAAUGGGUUGCUGCAUGUGCACGUCCUGGACCUCCAGCUGCCCGACCCGACCUCGACGGCAACCGAUGCCAUCGGACAGGCCGUCUAUCAGCCGAGCAUUACGUACAUUCGCGCGGACAUCACCAACAAGGAGCAGAUGAAGAUUGCCACGCGCGGGAUGGACGUUGUCCUGCAUAUGGCCUCGCUGCUGCCAUCGGUCGGCGUCUCCCGGGACACGUUCGAACGCGUCAAUGUGCGGGGAGUCGAGACAGUCCUCGCUGCGUGCCGCGAAAAUGGCGUCAAGGCUCUCGUGUACACGAGCUCGGCCACGGUGUUGCUCGAUCUGCACAACAAGUCGAUCGAGAACGCCGACGAAGACCAUCCGUACCCGCGCCAGCAUAUUGACGACUAUACCGCCACGAAAGCUGCCGCCGAGCGCAUUGUGCUCAAGGCCAACACUCCGUCGUUUGCCACCUGCAUUCUCCGUCCGAGCGCCGUGUUUGGCUUGGGUGACAAGGUCUUGCUCGACAUGCUCGUUCGCGGCCAAACCCCUGUCUACCUUGGCAAGGGCAACGAACUCCUGGACUAUGUGCAUGGUGAUUCGGUUGCGCAAGGUCAUGUUCUUGCUUCCGAGCGACUCGCGCCCGGAUCGAAGGCGGCUGGCCAGAUCUACCACAUUUGCACUGGAAAGCCAGUCAUGUACCGCAAGUUCAACGGCGAUGGCACGGGCGACAAGACGCUUUCCCACUGGGGCUACAAGCAUCCUUCGUCGUUGCCGCUGCCCAUCGCCACCACCAUGGCUCGUCUGAACGAAUUUGUUCACUCUGUGACUGGCAGUGCUCCGUUCGGGCUGGCUCUUUCGCUUACUGCCAUCGACUACACGCAGCGCACCUACUGGUUUUCGGUCGAGAAAGCCCGCCGCGACCUCGGGUACGAUCCGCUCGAUUCUCUUGAGGCGCUUGUAUCCGACGUCAAGACGUUCCAGAAGACGAUGCUCGCUGCGUGAUCCAGGCGGUGUGUUGUGUUCCUUCUUUUGCUCUUCCUUUGUUCUGUUUCGUUCUGUUUCGUUUGCAGUUGUUUUUUUUUUUUCCGUUUCCUCCUGACGUUGCAUUUCAUUUUGUUCCAUUUUGUGUUCCAUUUUGUGUUCCAUUUUCAUUUUGUGACCACGCAUUCUGACUCUCUGACUGUGCGUUUUGGACCAAUCGUUGCACACCACGUCGUUUCCAAUUUUGUAGUCCACUCAUUCCUCC